Molecule: messenger RNA, 2176 nt
Organism: Acanthaster planci (crown-of-thorns starfish)
Lineage: Eukaryota; Metazoa; Echinodermata; Asteroidea; Valvatida; Acanthasteridae
Molecular function (GO): zinc ion binding
Source: RefSeq, a predicted model, not a curated record
CAGAUCAACAAGUGUGCUGUAAACCAAGAUCAAGUAGAUAAAGUGUUUGUACACUGAUUGGAUUGUUGACUUAAAUUAUAGGGAACAGUUUGUGGAAUAUUAUCGCCGUCGCUUGUACACAGUACAAUGUUUUUCCGGUUCUCAUUGAUUUUUGUAUGCAAGUUUAUCAGGCAGGCCAGUGAUUGGUUUGAUGGAAUUUUUCAAAUUGUAGUAUCAAUUUUAAAUCACGUUUAUUGAGACUUGCGCAAACUUUUAUUUCAUUUUUUCCUUCAGUAGUCAGUGAAUGGUAUAAAAACGAUAACAGGAUCUCUUCUUACCGAUUUGAUCACUGCCCCUCGACUGGUACAUACGCCACCGUCUAGUGAGUAGCUGAAUUAGUACUGAAAAAACUAGCUUACAAAACGUUUUGGCAUAGCUCGACACAAUGACAGGCAGUGAGCUCUCGCGAGUGUUGUGUGAAGUGUGUGAUGAAAAUGGGAAGCAGCAAGCGAUAUACAGAUGCCAGGAGUGCGACAACUUUCUGUGCGCCGUCUGCAAGGCUGCACACCUAUCGUUCAAAGUUCUACGACACCACAAGAUUGUCGACCUUAGGGAGCUCUUAGGGUUGAGCGACAGGGCUGGCGUGGCCUUGGACCAACCAGGGAUGAAGCUUGCUUCGCUGCAGGGAGACAGAUGUGAGAAACAUCCAGGUGAAGUCCUCCAGUUCUUCUGCCAAACCUGUCAGAGAAUGAUAUGCUGGGACUGCACCUUUGUGGAUCACCCCAAACCGGAACACAAGUGCACCGACUUGAAAGAGGCUGUUGAACACAAGCGAGAAGAAUUACUGAUGCUGAUUCAAAGCUCUAAACAAGUCGAAGCUAAACUUAACACGUCUCUGAAGGAUCUUUCCGAGUUAGGUAAGCUGAUUGAGUCGGCAGCUAUGACGGCUCAGGCUGAAGUGAACCGGACAGCUGACCACGCUCUUGUGAUUUCCCAGAAGCGUGUUCAGGGGAAACGGGAGCGUCAUCUCCAAGAUGUCGUCACUCUUAGGACACAGAGGAAGACAACUGUGUCUGAUCGCAGAGAUGUUACCCAGAAUACUCUGGCGUGUCUAAGGCAAACACAGAGCGCAGCCGCUCGAAUUGUAAAAAGUGGAUCUGAUCAAGAAUUGCUGGCGAGUUACACCCCACUCACUGCAUCUCUUCAUCAGGAGAUGACCUCUGCAGAGGCCUUGUGUGGUGUUGAGAUCAUGAGCGAUCUGGCCAAGUUUGAAUUCUCCUCAUACGGACACAAUCCGAAGCAAAGCCCAUUACACACAGUGUUUGAUACAGGUGCACUUGGUCACCUCAGGGGACAGUGGGUUUUGCAGAGAGAAAUUGGUUGUUCAGAUGGUAGUAGUGGACUCAGGGGUGCCAGUUCCCUUGCUGUGUCGCGCUGGGGAGACCUGAUCGUCGCAGAGAACCAGAGACAGACUGUUCAAUUAUUUGAACGGAAUGGUGAGCGCAGGUUUUCUCUUACUACUGUGGAGAACAUUAUGAAGGAAACGCGAGUCGGCGUCGAUAAGAUCCUGGGAUUUGUACGAGCCGUGGCAUUUUCCAGAGCCGGUCACAUCAUCAUAUGCGAUUGCUCCAACUUUGUCAAGGUGUUCAGUCGGCAGGGGAGGUACCUGUGCGCCUUCACCACCACAGCUCCAAGCGACAACUGUCGCGGACCGGUGUGGCUGUGCUGUCUUGCCGUAGACGAGAGGAACCGCAUCUACGUUGGCGAUUGUAGCCGACGCUGCGUGACAAUCCACGAACCCAACGGCACUAGGAUGCAGUUGUUAGAUUGUACGCGCCCAGCUCAGCUGGCAGUCGCCGGCCAAUACAUAAUUGUGCUGCCCGCUGACCCUACGGACUCCAUCAAGCUAGUUGACCACGUGGGGAGCACCAAGCGUUCUCUGAGCGUGCCGGACAGCCUGCAGCCAUGGCUUCCCGCAUCAGUGGUCUGCUCCACCGAGAACAAGAAUAUCUUUGUGGUGAACGGGCACAAGGAUGGGGAGAGAGGCAUUCAUGAGUUCACCAUGGAGGGGGACUAUCGGGGCUGCAUCGAAAGCAACUUAACACAACCUGCAGGCAUUGCCUUGUCUCGUUCCCAAGAUGGCGAAGAGCUCUAUGUGGCUGAUGAUACGACAGUAAAGGUUUUGAGAAAGAUUUGA